Torulaspora delbrueckii is the source of this 693-nucleotide messenger RNA. It is a transcript of the gene VMA4, whose product is annotated as H(+)-transporting V1 sector ATPase subunit E. The record is from RefSeq and is a predicted model, not a curated record. The coding region runs from base 1 to 693 and encodes 230 amino acids. Gene Ontology annotation, cellular component: proton-transporting two-sector ATPase complex, catalytic domain. The transcript has a single exon. Gene Ontology annotation, biological process: proton transmembrane transport. NCBI's taxonomy places the organism in Eukaryota, Fungi, Ascomycota, Saccharomycetes, Saccharomycetales, Saccharomycetaceae. Gene Ontology annotation, molecular function: proton-transporting ATPase activity, rotational mechanism.
AUGUCGUCUGUUAUCACUGCUUUGACACCUAACCAGGUGAACGAUGAAUUGAACAAGAUGCAAGCCUUCAUCAAGAAGGAGGCCGAAGAGAAGGCUAAGGAGAUUCAGUUGAAAGCUGAUCAGGAGUAUGAGAUUGAAAAGACUGGGAUUGUCCGUAACGAAACUAGCAACAUUGACUCGAAUUUUGAGGACAAGUUGAAGAAAGCUUCUUUGAAGCAACAGAUUACCAAAUCUACUAUCGCUAACAAGAUGAGAUUGAAAGUUUUGAGCGCUAGAGAGGAGAAUCUGGAUAAGAUCUUUGAUAAUGCAAAGGAAGAGUUGCAGAAAUUGGCCAAGAAAGAGAAACAAUACAAGCCUGUGCUGCAGUCUUUGAUAGUGGAAGCUGCAUUGAGACUUCUAGAGGAUAAAGUUAUCGUUCAAGUGGUUGAGAGAGAUCAGAAGUUGGCUAAGUCUUUGAUCGAUGAUGUUACCAAGGAUUACAAGGAAAUUGCCAACAAAGAUGUUACCAUCGUUAUCUCUGACAAAUUCUUGAACAAAGACACCGCAGGUGGUGUUGUGAUCACCAAUGAAAAUGGCAAGAUCAGAGUGGACAACACUCUGGAAGAGAGAUUGAAGUUGUUAAGUGAAGAGGCUUUGCCAGCUAUUAGACUUGAAUUAUUCGGUCCUUCCAAAACGAGAAAGUUCCUCGAUUAG